CACACACACACACACGCUUUCGCUCACUCACUCACUCUUUUCAACAGUCAUUGUGUCCAUACCCAACUCAAACACUUGUCGAAGAGUUAAACCCUAGUUCCACUCCUCUCUCUCUCUCCUCUCUUUCUGAUUCCUAUUUUGAAAACCCUCUCUCUCUCUCUCUGUGAGCGCAGCCACCAUCACCAUCUGUCUCCGUGCUGUCUACACGCAGAAAACGGCGCCGUUUUUUCUUCACACGCGCUAUCUGAGUCUUAGAUAUUUAAUUGAAUCUAUUCCUCAACUUUUUCUUUAAUUGGUUUAACUGAAAGACAUAUAGAGGGAAGCUGAGUGAGAUUGGUGAGAGUUGAAUUGGGGAUGGCAAUGGCAGAGAAUGAGGCUACUGGGGAUGAUCAGAAGGAUGUGAGUGGGCCCCCCAAGUCACCCUGGAAGACCGCCACCGCAGCCGAUGCUUCUCGGCUGAUGGCCGCCGAUACUGAUUCUUGGCCGGCGCUUUCCGAUGCUCAGCGGCCCAAGAACUCCGAUGCAGCCACCACCACCACUACUAAGUCGUUGUCGCCGCCGCCGCCGCCGGUGCAAACUGCCAGUGGGCCAGCUGAAUUGCAAAAACCACAUGGGCGUGGUAACCCUAAUCCUUCACAUAAGCACUCAACAUUGCGUCAACAAAAAGCAGGCUCCAAGCGCACCCCGAAUGGUGUACCCCCUUUUCCUGUACCCUUACCGUAUUAUCAACCAACAAUUCCUCCUGUUUUUCAUGCGAUGCCACCUGUGCCGCACAUUCCUGUUCCCGGAUAUGCUUACCGGCCUUCUUCUGGACCAUUUCCAAGUGCUGAAACUCACUUAGUGAAGCCUGGUUCUGAAACUCCAAUGCAAAAUUUUGUUCCCCCAGUAAACUUUAGCGUUCAGCCUCCACCUCGAGGUGAUGCCAAUGCAUACUUUGUCAAUUUUUCUAAUGGAAGACCAAACGUGCAAGAACCUGGUAGCUAUCUCAAUCCUCCAUGGCAUCAUCAGCGAGCAUUUGCUUCUAAAGGCAACAUUCAUCCGCAACAGAAUAUGGGGGCAAGGGCCUUUGUAAGGCCUCCAUAUUUGGGUCCAGCUCCGGGCUUCAUUGGUGGCCCACCUGUUCCUGGUCCUCCUGGAGCUAUAUACUAUCUUCCUGCUGCACCUCCGGGUUCUAUUAGGGUACCUCAUCCACCAUUCUUUGUUCCACAGCCUCUAUAUUCUGGGAAUCCUGUGCCACCCUCAGAGACAUUAGCAUUAAGAGCUAGUAUUGUAAAGCAAAUUGAGUAUUAUUUCAGUGAUGAGAAUUUGCGGAGUGAUCAUUACUUGAUUUCCUUGAUGAAUGACCAAGGUUGGGUUCCGAUAUCUGUCAUUGCUGACUUUAAAAGGGUCAAAAGAAUGAGUUCAGACAUACCAUUUAUCCUGGAUGCUUUACAGAGUUCAAAUACCAUUGAAGUGCAGGGUGACAAGGUAAGAAGACGUGAUGAGUGGUCAAACUGGGCUCCAGCUUCUGCAGAGCACAAAUCGUCCUCAGAAACUCUGAUUCCACAGGGACAACCUGCAGAUAAGCUUAUCAGUGCUUUAAAGUCUAUUGAGUUGAGUGAAGGUGUUACAAGGUGCACCUCGGAAGGGACUGAUGGGUGUCCUUCAAAAAAUGAAAGUUCAGUAGAGCACUCAUUGCCAGAAACAGAAUAUCGAAAAGUGUUGGUGAAUAGUAAUGCAGAGUACAACAGGGAUAAGAUCCUCUUUGAUGGUGGAACUCAAGCAUUUAUUGGAGGAAAUGGCGAUCUAAGUAUUGGAUUGAAUUCCGUGUCAAAUAUCCAGCCUGCAGAUCUGGACACUAUUGAUGGCUCACCUGAACAGAAUCUGGAUGACCAAUCUCUUGAUUUUGCAAGCACAUUCAUGUUUGAUGAAGAGCUGGAACUUGAGCAAAAAACAGUCAAAAAAGAUCAUCUUUCUUCAGUAAGGAGGAUCGAUGAUGAAGAAAAUGAGAUGAUUGUCAAUGAUCAGGCUGUUGAGAGACUUGUAAUUGUAACCCAGAAUAGCCGGAUUGGUGAAGGCACUGGAACUGACGUGAAAGAGUCAAAAUCCAUAUCCCAUGAGCUUGCUUCAGCUCUAAAUGAUGGCCUUUACUUUUAUGAGCAGGAACUAAAAGCAAAGCGGUCUAAUCGUAGAAGAAACAACUCAAGCUACGGCAGCAGAGAUGGUGAAUCAAGAUCUUCUGGCAUUGCUUCGGCAGUAUCAAAUGCAAGGACUUCUGAUCAUUCCAUGGGAGGCAGUGGCUGUGAAGGGCCUGGAAAUUCUAAUUCUCGGAAGAAGCAAAAUAAAGGCUUUUCCAAGCAACAAUCAGUUCAGAAGCAGCGGUUAUUCUUUAGUAACUUUAAAAUUCACGGAACUGGUCGUAACUUUCAUGACAUGAUAUCUGAGAGUCCACCUAGUAAUUCAGUUGGGUUUUUCUUUGGUUCUACACCUCCUGACAAUCAUGGCCAAAGGUCUUCAAAGUUAAGUGCUUCUCCUCAUGGCAAUCUUUCUGGCAGUAGUCCACCUGUGGGUUCCAUGCCAAAGCCAUUUCCACCUUUCCAGCAUCCAAGUCAUCAACUUCUAGAAGAAAAUGGUUUCCGACAGCAGAAGUACCUAAAGUAUCAGAAGAGGUGUCUAAGUGAACGAAAGAAGUUGGGUAUUGGUUGCAGUGAGGUGUUUCUCUCUCUCUUUCAAUUCUCUGAGAAUCUUUAUUCUUGUAGAAAGGCGUUAUGCUUGAGCUUCAUAGUUUUUAUUGUUUUUGCAUCCGGGGAAAUAUACUUUUGUAUGGGAUAAAUC
This is a messenger RNA of Ilex paraguariensis (yerba mate), 2814 nucleotides long. Lineage: Eukaryota; Viridiplantae; Streptophyta; Magnoliopsida; Aquifoliales; Aquifoliaceae. The record is from the annotation of a GenBank genome assembly.